Molecule: messenger RNA, 372 nt
Organism: Pollicipes pollicipes
Lineage: Eukaryota; Metazoa; Arthropoda; Thecostraca; Pollicipedomorpha; Pollicipedidae
Exons: 2
Coding region: 21-359 (112 amino acids)
Source: RefSeq, a predicted model, not a curated record
UCUUCGGCGCCAUCGCCGCCAUGUUCUUCACCAACACCAACGGCACCGGCCGCACCGGCGACAACGCCCGCCUCGACAAGCUUAACGAGUGGAAGAGCGAGGUGGAGCGCGUGUUCUACACCUACGUGGACGUUCUGGAGUCGGAGGACUGCGUGCCGCGCACCAUGUGUGAGCUGGGCCUGUACGCCCGCUCCUACAACUUCGCCGGCAAGGACAUGCUCUUGAGUCUGGCGGAGCAUUACCUGCCCGAGAUGAUGCAGAACAACGCCCGCGUGCUGAAGAAGGCUGCCACUGGCGGUUACGACAAGAACCAGUGCAGGAAGAUGUUCAAGUGCGAGCCGCCCACGUCGGCGUCGUAGGCUUACCUGUCGG